AACGCUGGAAAAGGUCAUUGAAGGAGUUCGCUGCAUAAAAAAAAAAAUAAUCUUAAAAAAGAGUGUCGGGCAUGCGCACAGAGAGGAUGCCAUAUUGGAAUGAGACUGUAGUGGGAGCGGGAGGACGAGAGCCGGCGUGCGAGAGAGAAGGCAGCGGGCGGGGAGCGAGCGAGCGAGAGCGCGGGCGAGGGAGAGCGAGCGAGCUAGCAAGCCCGGCCGCCCUCCACGGCGGCGCCCAGGGCGCGGGGCCUUCUUCCACCGCGAAGGGUAGAAAAACUUCACCAGGUAACUCUUUAUGCAGGAUGAAUUAAGAGAAAAGGAUACUGACUAAUUAGGAAUGGAGAGCAGUUUGUCAGUUUCCAAUAUGCAAGACCCUUCAUCUUCACCCUUGGAAAAGCAUCACAGCUCAGCCAAUGGUAAUGGAGAUCUUGAUUCAGAAGGUUCAAGCUUGGAGGAAAUCGGCUUUAAUUGGGGAGAAUAUUUGGAAGAAACAGGUGCAAGUGCGGCUCCUCACACGUCUUUCAAACAUGUUGAAAUCAGCAUUCAGAGCAACUUCCAGCCAGGAAUGAAAUUGGAAGUCGCCAAUAAGAACAACCCAGACACUUACUGGGUGGCUACCAUCAUCACAACCUGUGGGCAGCUGCUGCUUCUGCGCUACUGUGGUUAUGGGGAGGAUCGUAGGGCUGACUUCUGGUGUGAUGUGGUGAUAGCAGAUCUCCACCCGGUGGGGUGGUGCACACAGAACAACAAGGUGUUGAUGCCACCGGAUGCAAUCAAAGAGAAGUACACAGACUGGACAGAAUUUCUCAUACGUGAUUUGACUGGUUCACGGACAGCACCCGCCAACUUACUGGAAGGUCCUCUGCGAGGGAAAGGCCCUAUAGACCUCAUUACAGUUGAUUCCUUAAUAGAACUUCAGGAUUCUCAGAACCCUUUUCAGUACUGGAUAGUUAGUGUGAUUGAAAAUGUUGGAGGAAGAUUACGACUUCGCUAUGUGGGAUUGGAGGACACUGAAUCCUAUGACCAGUGGUUGUUUUACUUGGAUUACAGACUUCGACCAGUUGGUUGGUGUCAAGAGAAUAAACACAGAAUGGACCCACCCUCAGAAAUCUAUUCUUUGAAGAUGGCAUCUGAAUGGAAACAUGCUCUGGAAAAAUCCCUUAUUGAUGCUGCAAAGUCUCCUCUUCCAAUGGAGGUAUUCAAGGAUCAUGCAGAUUUGCGAAGCCAUUUCUUUACAGUUGGUAUGAAGCUAGAAACAGUGAAUAUGAGUGAGCCCUUUCAUAUCUGUCCUGCAUCAGUGACUAAGGUUUUUAACAAUCAUUUUUUUCAAGUGACUAUUGAUGAUCUGAGACCAGAACCUAGUAAACUCUCAAUGCUGUGCCAUGUGGAUUCCUUGGGGAUUUUACCAGUACAAUGGUGCCUUAAAAAUGGAGUAAAUCUCACACCUCCCAAAGGUUACUCUGGCCAGGACUUCGACUGGGCAGAUUACCACAAGCAGCAUGGGGCAGAAGCAGCACCUUCCUUCUGCUUCAGAAAUACAUCAUUCAGUCGGGGUUUCACAAAGAACAUGAAACUUGAAGCUGUAAACCCCAGGAAUCCAGGAGAACUCUGCGUGGCCUCGGUCGUCAGUGUGAAGGGGAGGUUAAUGUGGCUUCACCUGGAAGGUUUGCAGACUCCUGUUCCAGAGUUCAUUGUUGAUGUAGAGUCUAUGGAUAUCUUCCCUGUGGGCUGGUGUGAAGCAAAUUCUUAUCCCUUGACUACACCACACAAAACAGUUUCACAAAAGAAGAGAAAGAUUGCAGUUGUGCAGCCAGAAAAACAAUUGCCCUCCACAGUGCCUGUUGAGAAAAUACCUCAUGACCUUUGUUCAUUCCCUCAGCCUGACACUACAGGUACUGUCAACGGGAAGUACUGCUGUCCUCAGCUUUUCAUCAACCACAGGUGUUUCUCAGGCCCUUACCUAAACAAAGGAAGAAUUGCAGAGCUACCUCAGUCGGUGGGACCAGGCAAAUGUGUGCUGGUUCUUAAAGAGGUUCUUAGCAUGAUAAUCAAUGCAGCUUACAAGCCUGGAAGGGUUUUAAGAGAAUUACAGCUGGUGGAAGACCCACACUGGAACUUCCAGGAAGAGACACUGAAGGCAAAGUACAGGGGCAAAACUUACAGGGCAGUGGUCAAGAUUGUACGAACAUCUGACCAAGUAGCAGAUUUCUGCAGACGAGUUUGUGCCAAGCUAGAAUGCUGUCCAAAUUUGUUUAGUCCUGUACUGGUUUCUGAAAACUGCCCAGAGAACUGCUCCAUUCAUACCAAAACCAAAUACACCUAUUAUUAUGGAAAGAGAAAGAAGAUCAUUAAGCCCCCAAUUGGUGAAAACAGCAUUGAAAGCGUGCACCCUAAACCAGCCAGGCGUAGGAAACGAAGAAAAUCCAUUUUUGUGCAGAAGAAACGGAGAUCUUCUACUGUAGACUUCACGACAGGGUCAGGGGAGGAAAGUGAAGAAGAGGACCCAGAUGUCAUGGAAGAUGAUACAGGGAGUGAGGAAACCGGCUCAGAGCUCCGGGAUGACCAGACAGACACCUCCUCCGUGGAGGUUCCCUCUGCCCGGCCCAGGAGGGCGGUCACCCUGAGGAGCAGCUCAGAGCCAGAGCGACGCCCUCCGGUGGAAAGAACGCGGAGGGGCAGAAAAGCACAAACUCCCUCCUGUGUGGAGGAAGAUAAGUGCACAACAGCCAAACAAGAAGGAACAGAGGAAAUCAAACAAGAGGAGGAGGAGAGACUUGUUCUGGAGAGCAACCCAUUAGAGUGGACGGUGACUGAUGUGGUCAGGUUUAUUAAACUGACAGACUGUGCCCCCUUGGCCAAAAUAUUUCAGGAACAGGACAUUGAUGGUCAGGCACUCCUACUGCUGACUCUUCCUACAGUGCAGGAGUGCAUGGAGCUGAAGUUGGGGCCUGCCAUCAAGUUGUGCCAUCAGAUCGAGAGAGUGAAAGUGGCUUUCUACGCCCAGUAUGCCAACUGACCCCAACCUCUCAGGAGUUGGCCUAUGACCUUUGUGGUGCAGUAUUUUGUGAGAGUUUUCGGGACUGUAACUUUUAUUUUUCCGGGAUAUGUGAAAUGGUAUCACCGAAAAGCAAGAAGACUGAGACCUCCUUCAUCCACCAGCCUGUUUGAUAUUUCCAUGUUUUUAAAGCACACCGAAGUACUAUAGCAGUAGCUUCUGGAGAUUUUAAAUUCAAGUUCUGUGUCGGACCCUGCCGGAAUAUGGAGGAGCUUAUAUGUAUAUCCACAUCUUAGCUUUACCCUACCCAAACCAGGCAGCUUCCUCUAAACAAGCUUUCCUCAACCAAGGGCCACAUUCCUUUGAAAACUAAGGCAGAGUUGGUGUCUUUUUGAAUGUGACCAAGGAGGAUACCUUGCUGGUAGUUUUUGCCGUAACCAUUCUCAGGCACAUUUACAGACGCUUCUUUCAUAUUGAUACCUAUGUGACUGGUUUAGUGACCUGUGCCGUCACUGCAGUUUGAGCCUUGGUGAUAACUCAUUUCUCAAACACACUAUAAUUGAUGUUUCAGAAUGUAGUUAUAAAAAGAUGAACUAAACCUCCAUCUUCUGUCAGGGGUGCUGUUUAGUAAGGAUGGGGAGAGAAGAAAGGCCAGCAUCUCAUUACAUUGAGACUAUUUCUCUUGAGUGAUUUAAGUCUAGAAAGUCUGUAGAGACAAGUCCUAUUUGCAGGCUUGAAUCAAACCUCAGCUAUCUCUUGUAUUUUAAUUUAAUUAUUACCAUAUCGGGGAGUAACUCCUUUAGUCUCCUGAGAAAUACUGAAUGAUAUACUGAAGGAAAAGCUUAAUAUCAGCAAGAAUGUGAAGAGAUUUGAGGAAAGCUUUUCAUAAACUGGUGCAUCCCCCUAGAAGGAUCACUGCAGCAGGUCACCACAAGGGAUACCCUUUUAGCACUGCUUCUGUUCAGCUUUCGCACGCCACCUAUAUGCUAGGCUAAUAAGGCAUGUGUUCUUGGCACGAUGUGUCAUAACGAGCACUGAACCUGGAGUCAGCCCUGUUCUGAUCCUUGCUUUGCUCAGGGCUAACUCUGUGACCUUGGGGAAUUCAGUCUUCUCUGGGCUUUAAUUUCUGUAAAAUGACAGGUUUUUGAACACUUAGGAGUGUAGCAGUGAAUCCAUGUCUCCCCUUGACUCCGUCCUGCUCAUCCUAUAAGGGGAGAGUCCAGAUUGGCCAAAUGAGAAAAUGAAAAAGGAGAGUGUUGUAACAGCUGUCACUGUAGUUCCUGAAGCUCCCUCUGGCUUUGAGGUUACUUCUGAAAUGUCUUGGGCCAUGUUCAUUAAGCCAGUUAAGUCAUUUGCAGAGAGAUGUACGGCUCUGAGAUUGGCUGGUCUUUUGGCCAAGCACUCCAUCUGUGUAUUGCCAUGAGUGAUUCAAUAUAUUCAUUCAAAUGCAGAUGCUUCCUAAUAGACUACUAUCAUCUGUUGUGAUGGUGGUUGCCUAAAAAAAAAAAAA
Molecule: messenger RNA, 4505 nt
Organism: Trichechus manatus latirostris (Florida manatee)
Lineage: Eukaryota; Metazoa; Chordata; Mammalia; Sirenia; Trichechidae
Gene: SFMBT2
Product: Scm like with four mbt domains 2
Exons: 21
Coding region: 338-3016 (892 amino acids)
Biological process (GO): negative regulation of DNA-templated transcription
Cellular component (GO): nucleus
Molecular function (GO): histone binding; chromatin binding; transcription corepressor activity
Source: RefSeq, a predicted model, not a curated record